Scleropages formosus (Asian bonytongue) is the source of this 3834-nucleotide messenger RNA. Its product is annotated as phosphatidate phosphatase LPIN1-like. The record is from RefSeq and is a predicted model, not a curated record. NCBI's taxonomy places the organism in Eukaryota, Metazoa, Chordata, Actinopteri, Osteoglossiformes, Osteoglossidae. Gene Ontology annotation, cellular component: mitochondrial outer membrane; nucleus. Gene Ontology annotation, molecular function: transcription coactivator activity; phosphatidate phosphatase activity. The transcript has 21 exons. Gene Ontology annotation, biological process: fatty acid catabolic process; cellular response to insulin stimulus; positive regulation of transcription by RNA polymerase II. Bases 272 to 3058 code for a protein of 928 amino acids.
AAUUUACACAUGCAAUCUGAUUGGUCCAGUGGGCGGGAUCUAGGAGGCUGCAACGCGAAGUAUUCUAAAACGCUUGGCGAAGGAGAGCUGCUGGGAGGAGCGGUGGGAGAAGUCAGGCGGUGUAAACAGCGUAGUUGGUCGGCACUCUGUCAGAAAGGAAAGGGAUGUUAGGUUACCGCACGAUGCUUCCACUGUGACGCCGAGUGAAGACGAGCUGCGUUCUGUUGCUCUGCUGCAUGGAUGGUGGCGCUCUGCUGAGGAGACGCAGACCAUGAACUACGUGGGCCAGCUGGCAGGGCAGGUCUUCGUGCAGGUGAAGGAGUUGUACCGUGGCCUGAACCCAGCCACGCUCUCAGGGUGCAUCGAUGUCAUCGUGGUUCGCCAGCCGGACGGGACCCUCCAGUGCUCCCCAUUCCACGUCCGCUUCGGGAAAAUGGGCGUGUUGCGGUCCCGCGAGAAACUGGUGGAUAUAGAGAUCAACGGGGAGCCUGUAAGCCUGCAUAUGAAACUGGGCGAGAAUGGAGAGGCCUUCUUUGUGAAAGAGACAGAGAAUGAUCAGGAAGUCGUGCCCUCAUACCUGGCAACCUCUCCCAUUAUAUCAGAGGGGGUGGCCUUAAUGGGAGCUCAGCUGGGUAAAGGGUUGACCCGCCUGUCCGACGGAGGGGCUGUCGGACCCUCUAUCCAGACCAUGGGCCAGCUACAGGGAGCCGGAGACAAUGGGUCAAUGAAGAAGAGGAGAAAGAGACGGAGGAAGUGCAAGGUGGACAGCGUGAAGCGGGAGGACAACGAGGACAACUCCGAGGAUGAGGACCUCUUCCCCAUUGACAUGAGCUCCGACGAGGAAAAGGAGCUGGACGGGAGCAGGACGGCAUCACGGGAUACCUACAGAGAGGAAGCGGGCGCAGGGAGCUCACCUGCUGGAGCGUUCAAGCAGAGCACCGUGUAUGCUCGUUCCGAUGGGGAAUGGUCUCCUGUGCUGAGCAAGCCGAUUGAACACACAUCCCAGACCUGCAUUCUGCCCAUACCGGCCAGUGGGGGCCUGUCUGUUUCAUGCCCCCUGCAAUCCUCUUUCUUCCAGCCGCCCCACAGCCCAAGUGGUUCCCGACCAUCUAGCCCCAAGAGUGAUUCGGAGCUGGUCACCAAGCCCUCAGACAAGGACAAGCAAAACAAGCCUGAGAUGCUAUGGGCUUGGGGAGAGCUUCCACAGGCUGCCAAGCCAAGCCUGUUCCCAGAAAAAACGGAGUCACCAGUGGUGUUGAUCCCCGUGUCAGAGAGCACACACUUCAGGGUUAUCCCAAGAGACUGCACCUCUGAACUCCAGGAAGAUCACCCCCGACUCCUCACCAUGUUUUUACCUGAGGGUGGGAACAGUGAAGCUGUACCUUCAGCUGGGGAGGAGCCGGAGGGGGUAGGAGCACCAGCAGCUCGUCUGAUGUCAGAGAUGGAGGAGGGGCGACAAAGCCCAGGGUCCCGUACACUUAGCAAGACAGACUCACCCUCAAAGAAGAAAGAUAAGAGGAGUCGUCACCUUGGUGCAGAUGGUGUUUACCUGGAUGACAUCACUGAAAUGGAACCUGAAGUGGCAGCUCUUUACUUUCCUAAAAGCGAUGGAGCCAGUGCUCCCAAGGGCACCUCGGAGAACGUAGUGAGAAGCACCAGCAUGUCUCCACAGUCUAUCGGCAGUUCUGGUGUGGACAGUGGCGUUGACAGCUUUUCUGACCAGCUUGGAGAUCUACCCUCUAUCGCCAUCUCUCUGUGUGGAGGACUCACUGACAACAAGGAGAUAACUAAAGAGCAAUUUCAGGAGAGAGCAAUAACUUAUCAGCAGUUUGCGGAAAAUCCAUCUAUCAUUGAUGAUCCGAACCUGGUGGUGAAGAUUGGAUCAAAGUACUAUAAUUGGUCCACAGCAGCGCCUCUGAUGUUAGCAAUGCAAGCGUUCCAGAAGCCCCUUCCAAAGUGGUUGAACGUUGAGCCUGUGCGUUUGCUCCAGGCAACAGUGGAGAACAUCAUGAAGGAGAAGAUGCCCAAAAAGGGAGGCCGCUGGUGGUUCUCGUGGAGGGGGAGAAACAGCAGCAUUAAGUCGGAAUCUGCUGCUGAACAGGGAGUUGGCAGUGGAGACCAGGAUGGAACGAUGUGUUCUGCAAACAGGCGAAAGGACGAAUCAUCUUCCAGCGAUGAGGAGAAUCAAUCAACAAAGCAGACAUCGGGAUCCUCUCCGUCGGAUCCCUUCGUCACCCCUGCUGGGGGCAUCUCCUACAAAAAAACUCUCCGUCUCACCUCUGAGCAGCUGAUGAGCCUGCAGCUGAAGGAGGGCCCCAAUGAUGUGGUGUUCAGUGUCACCACCCAGUACCAGGGCACCUGUCGCUGUGAGGGCACCAUCUACUUGUGGAGCUGGGAUGACAAGAUUGUCAUCUCUGACAUUGAUGGCACCAUCACUAGGUCUGACACCCUGGGCCACAUCUUGCCAACGCUGGGCAAAGACUGGACCCAUCAGGGCAUCGCCCGCCUCUAUCACAAAGUCAGCCAGAAUGGAUACAAGUUCCUGUACUGCUCAGCACGCGCCAUAGGCAUGGCCGACAUGACUCGCGGGUACCUGCACUGGGUCAACGAAAGGGGCACCAUGCUGCCCCUGGGCCCAGUCCUCCUUAGUCCCAGCAGCCUCUUUUCUGCUCUGCACAGGGAAGUGAUUGAAAAGAAACCGGAGAAGUUUAAAAUUGAAUGUCUCACCGAUAUUAAAAACCUGUUCCAUCCAAAUACCGAGCCUUUUUAUGCAGCUUUUGGGAACAGGCCAACGGAUGUAUACUCGUAUAAAGAAGUCGGAGUUCCUUUAAACAGAAUAUUUACAGUCAACCCGAAAGGGGAAUUGGUUCAAGAGCAUGCCAAGACCAACAUUUCAUCGUACGUGCGUCUCAGUGAGGUCGUAGACCACGUGUUCCCCCUGUUGAGGCGUGGGGACUCCUCCGACUUCCCCUGCUCAGAUACCUUCAGCCAGUUCACCUACUGGAGGGAACAGCUGCCUGAGGUGGAGAACCAGGAUGAGAACCUGGAGCUGAGCUGAAGCGGGCAGUGACUGCACGGAUCCCCACAGUUGUGUACAGCUGCUGCACAGGCAAGCGCAGACCUACACAGACCCAGAGAUGGCAGAUUUGCACAGUGAAGGAUUUUACCCAAUACCUCUAAAUACAGGCUAAGGAGCACUUUUUCACAGGAUUGUUAGACCAUAACGACUAUGGAAUAUGUGACUUACUGCCAUGUUAUUUAACCUCAUUUUUACUUACUCUUGUUAGCUGAAUAUGUAUAACUGUUUUUUGCUUCAUAGAUACAAGUUGUCACUGUUGAUUUUUCAAACAUUAAUAUUUCCACAGCUUAAUGCAUAGAUCAGACUUGCCCCUUUAGUCCAUAUAAGGCGAGUCACCAAGGAGAGCUAAUGGUUUGAGAUUAAAUUUGUGCCAAAAUGUUGUUAAAAAGGGAAACACUGUGUCAUUGAAACCCAUAUACAUUCAGUUCAACAAAUAGAAAAUAAACUAAAUAGUCAGUAAUCACCAAAAUAUAGUAUAAAUUUUCCAGAUUACGGAGCCCAGGGUAGAAAUGAUCAGUUAUAAAAGUAGUUAUGAAAAAUUAAAAUGAAUGAGUGGCAGUAUUUUUUUCUAUGCUAAAAAUGAUCACAAACAUUUAUGUAAAAAUACCACAGGGACUGUGGUUAAAAUACCCCUGAAUGAAGCAAUUGAAGGAAAACUCAGGAAGCAAAAGCAAUGCAUUUCGGCCUUGCCUUUCAAUAAUAAAAUAAGAAACUUUAUUUUCUUAUUUGGGGGUGUGGUGGCACAGCGGGUUUGG